CAAAGGUGCACUGCUGGAUUGAGAUCAGGUGACGGUGGAGGCCAUGCGAGUACAGUGAGCCGGCUCAUUGACAUGGUGACGUUUUCCUGCUGGACCAUUUUUUCAGUCUUCUGUUGUCCAGUGUUGGUGAGCCCAUGGCAAUUAUAGCCUCAGUUUCCUGUUGUUAUCUGACCCAGUGUGGUCUUCUGCUGCUGUAGCCCAUUUGCUCCAAGGAUCAACAUGCUCUUUUAUGCUAUUCAAGUUACUGUUUCCUUCCUCUAAUCUCAUCAACAAGGCAAUCUCGCUGAGAACUGACGCUCACUGUACAUUUCCUCCGUUUCAUUCUAUUCUCUGCAUCCUAAAGAUGGUUGCUGCCCUGUGCCCUUGCUUGAUUAACGAGCUGUUGAAAAGGUGUACCUAAUAAAGUGUCCGGCGAGUGUAUAUGUCUAGUUUGAUGUAUUAACGUGCUCGGUUUUACUGUUAGAGUGGUGUGUGGCAUGUUAAACACGCGGUAGAGUCUCACUAUACCAGCCCAGGUGGCAGCAGCAGCAUGGCCGGCAGACAGACACACAGGCAGGCAGACAGACAGACACUGGUCAUGCCAUUUUCCAUGUGCCUUCCUUGCUGGGGGGCGAGUUUGCGCCCCGCUAGAGGAGAGCGCAGCUAUUUUGAAAGUGACCCCUCAUUCAGGCAGCGACUCUGCAGCUGUCAGGAACCAUGACUGAAGAUGACGGAUUCUGUUGUCGUGGAGGGAUACGCCAGACUCAGAGACGGGAAAAAGUGGAAAACUAGGUGGCUCGUGUUCCGCAAACCGUCGCCUGUAGCAGACUGCCUCGUGUUGCUGGUUUUUAAAGACAAAUCAGAGAAAGUUCACGGCAACAAGGAGAGGGCGAGCGUCACCUUGGAGGAGAUCUGCGGCUUGGAAGCUGGACAGUGGUAUGAGGGUGUGGCUUUUACUCUGACCAUCCUCUGCCUGAAUCAGGCUGUUUUGCUGGGCUUUGACAGCAGGGACGCCCUGCAGGCAUGGGACGCCCGCCUGCGAUAUAGCCUAGGAGAAGUUCACAGAUUCAGUGUUGGAGUCUUACCAGGGACCAAGUUGGAGAGCGGGCCUGCAACUCUCCAUUUGUGCAACAAUUUGUUGGCUCUUGCUCGGGAUGUCCCUCCUGUUAUUAUUGGCCACUGGAACCUUCCAGACCUGCGUAGAUAUGGACCUGUACCAAAUGGAUUUGUGUUUGAAGGAGGAACAAGAUGUGGCUACUGGGCUGGUGUUUUUCUGCUCGCAUCUGCUGAGAGCGAGCAGAUCAGCUUUCUAUUCGACUGCAUCGUCAGAGGCAUCUCCCCCACCCGAGGCCCUUUUGGACUGCGGCCCAUUUUGCCAGAUCCCAGUGCCAGCCAAACCACUUCAGAGGAAAAGCUGAACCUCGAGGCCCAGGAGCUAGAGAAACGACUGAGCAUGCUCUCUCAUGGGAGUGGCACAGUCUCUUCCACUUACUGCCCGUCUGCUGGGGGCGACGACCGCAGCAUUUCUGGUUCUUCUGACACUUCAGACACCAGCCAUUCAGACUGCAGCAUUGGCAGCCGGCUGGGAAUUUGGACUGAACCGGCUUCCAACCCACCUGAAAACGUCAGCCACGCGGGCGCUAAAGUGCCACUGCAGAUCAGCGAGAAGCUUUCCACCAACCAGGGAGGUGGACACCGGCCUGCGGCCAAGCCGCCCCGGCAGCUUCAGGAAAUCGGUCGUCAGAGCUCAUCAGACAGUGGCAUCGCUACUGGCAGCCAUUCCUCGUACACUGGUAGUUUCUCCUCCUACACAGGCAGUCUGGAUAUGACCCCCGGAGAGGACUUUGGUUCUUUUUUAAGCCUGCCUCCACAUUUGGCUCAAGAUCUGAGCCCUUGCACUUGCCCUGCUGUUCCUGGACAUGACUACCAGGUGCCAACUUCACUUAGGUAUGUCUAUGACACUCCCAGGAGUGUUUUACAGGAGGCAGGUGGAGGUGCCAAAGACAAUGAAGCCUCCACCUCAACUAAAGACCCUCCAGCCCUUUCAGGGUUCACAGCAGAGGCAGCAAAACAGGACAAGAGCAGUGCCACAACCCCUGAGGCUCACUCAGAAGCUACUGAAAGUCAGUCAGUCAGUGAACUCUUGCAGGGCCUUUCAGUGACGAAUAAGAAAACCAAGGUGGCACCCUCUAGUGACUCUUGUAAUACCUGCGCCUCCCUCACUUCUGUCAACAAAACCAUCGUGACCAUCUGCUCUGUAUGCGGUGGAGUUAAGGGGACUCCAUACAGCCCUUGUAGUUCUUCAGCGAUACCUACCGUACCAGCAGAUCAAAGUGGUGACAAAUCACCAUGCAGACCCAGUACCAGUGAAUGCACUGUUGCGGAGAUGAAAAUUCAGGAGACCUCUCCUGGCUCUGAAAUCGUCCACAGUGCGGGGAUGCCAACUGUGAAGAUGAGUGAGGAGUCACGGCUGCCAAAAAAAGGAAGAGAGAAAUUAGCCUGUCUUUUAGCUGAUCUGCUCGGCUUUCCAGGCACAGAUAGCCAGCCAGAGGCAAAGACACACAGAUUGAACCUGUAUGAGUCAAUGAGCCCUGCUUUUGGUAAUGAGCUUAAUUUGGCACCAGCAGUACCAUUACAAGACUCACAGCAAGACAAAAGAGCUGUCAUUUAUGAAAACUGUUUGAAGUGUCAAGGAGAGCACUGCCAGCCUCCACCGCGGGCCGUGCCCGCUCAAAAGUGGUGCAACAGGAACAUUUCCCCUUUAAAAAGCUUUCCGACUUGGUUGCACCUGAAGAAGAGCCAAGAACAUCCAGCUAAUGAGGAGUUACUGUACCAAGCCCUAAACGAUUCAUCACAGAGAGCGGAUGGGCAGUGUCAGUAUGAAGAGAUAAAUGGAUCGACAGUGACCAGUGAAGACAAAAGGCUUAGUAGUAAAGAGGAAAGACGCAGAGCCGAUCCUGCUUAUGAGAUCAUGGAGAGUCGGAUGCUGGAGAGGAACCCAGAGGCACAGGAAAAACACAAGUAUGAACUAAUGGGCAGCUACAGCCAGCAGAGGUUCCUUCAAGAGACUGAAGGGGCCGUGUUUGUGUUCCCCCCAGAGGCUCCGCUGGCUGAAAGACCUCGCGGCGAAGGUGUGACGUAUGUGAAUAUUCCUGUUAGCCCCACGUCCAAGAAGCAGCUCAACUACAUGGAGCUGGAGCUGCAGGAUCCUGUGCAUGGCACUAAAGCGGCUGCCACACAUCUGCCAGCUCAGAGAAAGAGCUCCACCAAGUACGCCCAGAUUGACAUCACUGCCACAGAGAUGGCCCACAAAGUCGGCACGUUGCACGCUCUGGGUCGGCAGGAGGGCCUGCACACUCUGGAGCUGAGAAGAAAGGGGACGCCACAUUGACUUUUCCUUCACUGAAACGUUGAUCUCAGCAGGAUUUUUUUUCACAACAGCAGAACUACAACAUCAGACUAUAAAGUUAGCAAGAAACAUGGCUCUGAGGGCCUUACUGUGGGAUUCCUUCUCUAUUCUGUUCCAUCUUUUGAAAGCAACCUCAGCCAGUUUACAAAACCCAGAAUCCCAGAAAAAUGUAUUCUGUCCAAUGUCUACUUUGUUAGAUCGAGACUGUAAUCACAAAGGAGCUGGAAUAUGGAGCUGGCUUUAGAAAGGUUUGGCUCUUUGUCAUGAGAUUUCACAACAAUUUCUCGUUAAAUGGCAUUACGUUGCUCCUCGAGCUUCAGGCUGUCUAGAAGGAGGAUGAGCAAACCCUGGGCUGAGUCAGAGGCCUCAGUAAUACCCCAGAGCAAAGGCACUUCACAGCUCACUCGAGCCACCACUAAUUGUGUGCUGUUUUUGUCCUUGUGUGGGUAAAAAAAGGUAGGGUGUUGGCAGGAAAGGAAGCGGAAACGGUGUUUAUUCUCACAAGUUCACACUCAUUUAUUCCUCAGUAAUCUGUAAUUCCAUAUGUAGUUGCACAUAACUCUUUCUGCAUUUCAAAUUUAGGGAAACUUUCCAUCCAGUCUUACUCGGUGAUGCAAAAUUCAGAGUAGCUUGAUGUGUAAAAAAAAAAGAGUUUUUGUGUAAAAGUAGCACAAGUAAUGGUUCUGCAUAACACUUCCACUCUAUCCGUGGUGACUCUUGUUAGCCUGGCUCUAACUAAUGGGAAAAAGAUCAGUUGCUGCCAUACAUUUUCCCUCCUGCUUCCCAGUUCGUAUAGAAUUGGAUUUAAUUUGGGAAGGUCUUCAUAAAUAAUGCAAAGCUAAGAAGAACUGUUUUUUUUUUAAAUCAGUGGCUGUUUUUGUCAAAAUUAUAUUCUACAUUUUUUUUUCUAAUCACAUCCCUGAAGCUAUUAGCAUUUUUGUUAUUCCAUACUGUGUGUCUGUGUGUGGAUAUUGGCAUUUUACUGCAGUAUUGAAAAUGGCUUGUAUUUGUAGCGCUACUCAUCUUGGUAGAGCCAGUAUUGUUUUUUGUUUCAUGUGCUAUUCACAUACCACUGUUUUGAUUAGCUGUAAAUAUAUUUUCUUUCUAUUUGGGUGGACUAUCAUAAAAUGUGAAGGUGUUUCUGUACAGUAAACAUUUACGGAAAGGGUUCAAGGACGGCAUCUGCUUCCUAAGGAACUACUUUUUUUCAUGUGAUACUAUUUUUCUUGUAAAUUAUUUGUGUUAACACUGCUUUGAUGUGUUUUUUCUUUUUCUAGAACAACAGUAGAUCUCAUGGCUCUCCGUCCAUGUACAGCUGUAAACCUGUUGGGUACCAUAUUAUAUAAAAAUAUACCAUUGAAGUGUUUGCUUCAUUCAGUUGUAUUAACAUGUUAUUACAAACUAGCUAUACAUAUCUAACUUUUUUAUUAUCAUGCUGGAAAUGUUUUUUUUCUGUUAACACUGAAGACUUAGGCUUGAAAGCUAAGUCAGUAACACUAAGGGUGCAGCUUGCAGACACUCUGUAGCUCUAAUUUUUACUCAUUUAUUACAGCAAGAAAGACGAGAUGUUUUGAUAAUUGCUGGGCAAACGGGAAAAGUAAAACAUAAGUAAACAGAGAAGUAUUUCAUUGAUAAUACAUAGAGCAUAAAUGUCCAGCUUUAUGUGCAGAAAAAGUGAACAUGCAUGUGUACAAAUUAAUAUACACUGCAUUGAUGGACAGUUUCAGUAAUGUGAGGUGAUUACGAAACGCUCCUCCAUGUGCAAAUUUGACUUAAAAAAAGCUUCUCCAAAUAAAAACCCUUAGUAGUCUUUGCCCAGAUUUGAAGUCAGUCAUUAAAAAAUUGAAAAAAAAAAAA
Molecule: messenger RNA, 5245 nt
Organism: Oreochromis aureus
Lineage: Eukaryota; Metazoa; Chordata; Actinopteri; Cichliformes; Cichlidae
Product: protein Dok-7
Exons: 13
Coding region: 707-3370 (887 amino acids)
Biological process (GO): neuromuscular junction development; positive regulation of protein tyrosine kinase activity
Molecular function (GO): protein kinase binding
Source: RefSeq, a predicted model, not a curated record